CCACCUACCCUGUGGGGUGAGAGUACUGAUUGGCAGGACUGAACCGUCAAUGUUCAUAAACAGGACAGGGUAAAGGAGGCGAGCUCAGAGUGAUCAGACACCCUGGAGCUAUAGCACCGGCACUGCACUGCCUGCCUGCCUGCCUGCCUGCCUGAAGACUCACAGCACAGCACAGCACAGCCAUGGACUCCUUCUGCAGUCUCAGUGGGCUAGACCCCUUAUGGGACUGGAACCGUACGUGGUACACUCCCAAUCCAGACCUGACCUUGUGUUUCCAGAACACCGUGCUGGUGUGGGCCCCCUGCAUCUACCUCUGGGGAUGUGCACCUUUCUACUUCUUAUACCUUUACUGCAAUGGCCGAGGGUACAUUCGCAUGUCCUGCCUUGGCUUCACCAAGCUGGUUCUUGGAUUCCUUCUCGCCUCAUUUGGUUUUGUCGAGUUCUUUUACAUUUUACUAGAGAGGAGCGCUGAAAUCCAGCAGCACUUGGUCUUCCUCGUUAGCCCGAUGAUUCGCAGCCUGACUGUGGUGCUGUCAGUUUUGCUGAUGCAGUAUGAACGAAUACGAGGCUGCCGGUCUUCUGUCUUCCUGUUUACUUACUGGCUUUUGGCUGUUGUGUGCACUCUGGUACCACUGAGGGCAAAGAUCCAAGUUGCCGUGUAUGAGGGUUUCUCCGUCGAUGCCGUUCGUUAUUUUGCAUUUUUCUCCCAUUUUGCUCUGCUGCUGGCUCAGCUGCUGUUAUCCUGUUUUGCGGACCAAGCCCCUUACUCCAGGGACACCAGUAAAGUCACGAAUCCGUGCCCAGAGCAGGACGCCUCAUUUCUCUCUCAAAUUCUCUUCUACUGGUUCACAGGGCUGGUUGUUAAAGGCUACCGGAAACCAUUAAAGGCAGAUGACCUUUGGUCUCUGAGGCAAGAUGACACCUCAGAGAAGAUCAUCUCUGACCUUGAGAAAGUGUGGACUGUUGAGUGCGCCAAGUUGCUACGGAAAGCAGAAAAUCUGAAUGACAACGCCACACUUGGCUCCAGAAUUCCUGAACAGGCCCAACUCCUUAGAAAACUUAAGAAGGAGCAGCGGUCUGGCUUCUGUCUCUUAAAGGCUUUAGCGAGGGUGUUUGGGCCUUACUUCCUGACAGGGACACUGUUUCUUGUGGUGCAUGAUGUGUUCAUGUUCUCAAUCCCACAGGUGCUAAGUCUGCUACUUGAGUUUGUCAGAGACACUGAUGCCCCCUUGUGGAAGGGCUAUUUCUAUGCAGCUUUGAUAUUCUUGGUUUCUUGCCUCCAGUCUCUCUUCAAUCACCAGUAUAUGUACACCUGCUUCACUGUAGGCAUGAGGGUCAAAACAGCCCUCAUGGGUCUCGUUUACCGCAAGUCCCUAGUUGUCUGCAAUGCUGCCCGUCGGACCUGCACUGUUGGAGAGAUUGUCAACCUUGUCUCCGCUGACACUCAGAAACUAAUGGACUUUGUGGUUUACUUCAAUGCUGUGUGGCUGGCUCCCAUAGAAAUCACCCUGUGCCUUUUCUUCCUCUGGCAGCAUUUGGGCCCUUCUGCCUUGGCUGGCAUCGCUACCAUCAUUCUGAUCUUUCCUUUGAAUGGCGUGAUUGCUAAGCAGAGGAGCAAACUGCAGGAGAAGCAGAUGAAGCACACAGACAUACGGAUCAAGAUCAUGAAUGAAAUCCUCAGUGGAAUUAAGAUUCUCAAGUUUUAUGCGUGGGAGAAAGCUUUUCUGGAGAGAGUGCUAGGUUACCGAGCCAAGGAGCUGCAGGCACUGAAGAAAUCUCAAAUCCUUUACUCCAUCUCAAUUGCCUCCUUCAACUCUUCUACUUUCCUGAUUGCAUUUGCCAUGUUUGGAGUCUAUGUGCUGAUUGACAAGACUAAUGUCCUGGAUGCUCAGAAGGUGUUUGUCUCGAUGGCACUGAUCAAUAUCCUUAAGACUCCUUUGAGCCUGCUGCCCUUUUCCAUGAGUACCACCAUGCAGGCUGGUGUCUCUUUGAAGCGGCUGGGCAAAUAUCUGUGUCAAGAAGAAUUAAAAGCCGACAGCGUAGACAGAGGUCCACCUUCUUCAGCAGGCCACAGUGUCCUGGUUGAGAAUGGUACCUUCAGUUGGUCAAAGGACGGUGCCCCUUGUCUCAGGAGGGUCAAUAUGAGUGUACCUCGAGGAUCGUUGGUGGCAGUCGUUGGGCAUGUUGGCAGUGGAAAGUCAUCUCUCCUGUCUGCUCUUUUGGGAGAAACAGAAAAGAGAAGUGGGAAUGUCUCCAUCCAGGGCUCAGUGGCUUAUGUUCCUCAGCAAGCCUGGAUCCAAAAUGCCACCCUCAGAGACAACAUCUUGUUUGGACGGGAAAAGAAAGAGAGCUGGUACCAGAGAGUGAUUGAGGCAUGCGCCUUACAGCCCGAUUUGGAAAUCUUGCCAGCAGGAGAUGAAACGGAAAUUGGAGAAAAGGGUCUGAACCUCUCUGGUGGUCAGAAGCAGAGAGUCAGUUUAGCCCGUGCAGUCUACAGGAAAGCAGAUAUCUACCUUCUGGAUGAUCCUUUGUCUGCUGUUGAUGCACAUGUGGGUCAGCAUAUCUUUGAUAAAGUCGUAGGACCCAAAGGUGUUCUGAGAGAUAAGACACGAGUACUGGUGACCCACGGCCUAAGCUACCUGCCUCAGGUGGACCUGGUUCUUGUUUUAAUGGAUGGAGAGAUAAAGGAGAUGGGCUCAUAUCAGGACCUUGUGACCAGACAGGGAAUCUUCUCAGAGUUCAUCAAGGCUUAUGUCAGCACUGAACGCAAAGAGACUGGUGCUCCAAAAGGUACCAGAAAGUCUUCCUUACGGCUCAGUGUAACAGAUUACAUGCCUGUCUCGCGAGACCUCUCCAGGGAGCAGCUUGUCAGUGGUGACACGGACAGCCCAGUACUCCAGAAUGUUGAGCCCAGUUCAGAGGUGGACCAGGUCGAUGUGGCAGUGGAUGCUGGGAAGCUGACAGAGGCUGACAGAGCAAAGACUGGAAGGGUUAAGCUUGCCGUCUACAUGGAGUACUUUAAGACGAUUGGCCUCGGUUUCAUCCUGCCCAUCAUAUUCCUCUACAUAUUCCAACAGGCCGCCUCACUCACUUACAACUAUUGGCUCAGCAUGUGGGCAGACGAUCCUGUGAUCAAUGGCACACAGCUGGACACAGACUUCAAGCUGGGGGUUUAUGGUGCCCUGGGCUUUGCACAAGGAAUUGCUAUUUUUGGCACCACAGUGGCCAUUUCUGUUGGAGGGAUCAUCGCUUCACGCCACCUCCAUCAUGAUUUGCUGCACAAUGUCCUCCGCUCCCCCAUGGCCUUCUUCGAACGUACACCCAGUGGAAACUUACUGAACAGAUUCUCCAAAGAGGUGGACGCCAUAGACUGCAUGAUCCCUGAUGGCCUCAAGAUGAUGUUGGGAUACCUCUUCAAGCUGCUGGAGAUUUGCAUCAUUGUUUUGCUGGCCACACCUAUAGCCGCCAUCGUCAUUCUGCCAUUGGGACUCUUCUAUGGGUUCAUCCAGAGCUUCUAUGUGGCCACGUCCUGCCAGCUGCGAAGACUUGAGUCGGUUAGCAGGUCUCCCAUCUACACGCACUUUAACGAGACUGUUCAGGGUGCAAGUGUCAUCCGUGCCUUCAGGGAGCAGCCUCGCUUCAUCCUGCAGACUAACCAGAGGGUAGACGAGAAUCAGAAAUCUUACUUUCCUCGGUUUGUCGCUACCAGGUGGCUUGCUGUGAAUCUUGAAUUUCUUGGGAACACCAUUGUCCUUUCUGCAGCUAUUUUCUCAGUAAUGGCCAGAGGAACUCUUAGUCCUGGGAUUGUGGGUCUGUCGGUGUCCCACGCACUGCAGGUGACUGGAAUCCUCAGCUGGAUAGUUCGCUCGUGGACAGAUGUGGAGAACAAUAUUGUCUCUGUGGAACGAGUGAAGGAAUAUGCAGAUACUCCCAAAGAGGCUGCUUGGACCCUUGAGAACAGCACACUGGCCCCCUCUUGGCCCCAGACUGGCACCAUUGAGUUCAAAGGAUAUGGACUCCAAUAUCGCAAAGGGCUAGACUGGGCACUGAAAGACAUCACCCUCCACAUUCAGGAAAAGGAGAAGGUGGGGAUCGUGGGACGAACUGGAGCUGGAAAAUCCACACUGGCUUUAGGAAUUUUUAGGAUCCUGGAAGCUAACAAAGGAGAAAUCCAUAUUGAUGGUGUCAACAUAGCAGAAAUAGGUCUACAUGAACUGCGGUCCAGGAUUACCAUCAUACCUCAGGACCCUGUCCUCUUUUCAGGUUCUCUGCGCAUGAACCUUGACCCCUUUGAUGUUUAUUCUGAUGAAGAAAUCUGGAACGCACUAGAACUUGCUCAUCUCAAGGGCUUUGUGUCGGGGCUUUCAGAUAAACUGAACUACGAGUGCUCAGAAGGAGGGGAGAACUUGAGCUUGGGGCAGCGCCAACUGGUGUGCCUAGCACGGGCUCUCCUUAGAAAAACCAAGAUCUUGGUACUGGAUGAGGCAACCGCUGCUGUUGAUCUGGAAACUGACAACCUGAUCCAGUCGACGAUCCGAAGUCAGUUUGAAGAUUGUACCAUUCUGACCAUCGCUCACCGUCUUAAUACCAUCAUGGACUACACCAGGGUUAUAGUCAUGGACAAAGGGCACAUUGUGGAGUCGGACGCACCUUCAAACCUCAUUGCCCAGAGGGGUCAUUUCUACAGAAUGUGCCGAGAAGCUGCCCUGGUGUGAUGCCCCCUCAUCCGGUGGAUGCCAAAGGCAACUUGUGAUGUCCCCUCACUGCUCAAAGAGGUGAAAGUGAGUGGGCGUGGAGGCCAGAGGCACAGAGAUGUCCGUCUUGUAGGCGCCUCAGAGCGGAUUUAUUUCAUUCUGAGGGAAGCAUUGUAGAUUUUUUCAUAAUUACAGGUGUAUGUAUCGAGAUAGUGAAUAAAGAGUCAAGGGGGGCGCCUUGUAACAGUGGGGGCUAACGAGCAGUGGAGCCUGGUAAGGCAAGUCACGGUCGCUUCAUAUAGUGCCUUACCAUAGCUGUUUUAUAAUAUCAUUGUUUACAUGCAAUUUUUUAAAGCCGGGGCACAGGCAAGCGAUGUGACGGGGGGGUGGAUGUCAGUCAGGGCAGAGACUGAACCGGCAACCUUGUAGUUACAUUCCCCCCCGAGGGGGGCCGCACUGCAAGAGACAGACAGACAGCCUUGACUGAACUGCAACAAGUGCUGCCGUCCUCCCACCACAGCUGGCAUCUGGGCCCAGCCUUCCAGGAGCGCCCGUAUGCCAAUGUGUGUCUUAAGCCUGUUGGACCUUUCUGGACGAAGCCUUGCACCGCUUCAGCUUACAUUUUAGCUGAAAAAAAAAUGUAACAAAAAUAAAA
This is a messenger RNA of Erpetoichthys calabaricus (reedfish), 5349 nucleotides long. Its product is annotated as multidrug resistance-associated protein 1-like. Bases 183 to 4715 code for a protein of 1510 amino acids. Gene Ontology annotation, biological process: transmembrane transport. Gene Ontology annotation, molecular function: ABC-type transporter activity; ATP binding; ATP hydrolysis activity. Gene Ontology annotation, cellular component: membrane. The record is from RefSeq and is a predicted model, not a curated record. Lineage: Eukaryota; Metazoa; Chordata; Cladistia; Polypteriformes; Polypteridae. The transcript has 31 exons.